AUGGAUUAUAAAUCAUCAGAGUUUAGUCUUAGCAAUGAGACAUUGACCAAGGUGAAGGAAGGUAAUGAAGCCUCACUCAAUCAUUCAAAGUGUAUACCAUUCCAAUCAAACAAAGGAUUCCUCUUGGAAGGUAUAUUCACCAAGAUUGAAUGUGAAGCAAUGUUGAACAACAUCAAAGAGAUCCAAGCAGAGAAGACCCGUGGAUAUGACAAAGAUCAUGGAAUGCGUACUGUUAAUGUAUCCAAAGAACUGGCAGAGAUACUACAAUCAAGGGUGGAAUCAUACUUGCCAAAGAUAAUAAGGAGACCACCAGCAGCAAUCAUUAAUGAUCAAACUGAUGACAUUGAUUGGCAUUACAAGUGUGUCUCCGACAAGUUCAAACUGAUCAGUUACGAGGUGGGACAGAACUUCCCGCCACACUUUGAUGGCGGACGCAAUGUUGACAACCAACACAUGUCAUUGCUAUCGGUGCUCGUCUAUCUCAAUGAUGGUGGCGCACAAUCAUACACUGGCGGUGACUUCCGCUUCCUCAAGAAGAAUGGUCCGGAACAAUACUCUGUCCUGGAGAGUGUCGUGCCCUAUGCCGGUCAUGUCAUUGUGUUCCCUCAUGGUACACUCCAUGACAGCACGGCCAUCACCAAUGGUGUCAAGUAUGUGAUCCGAACAGAUAUAAUGUAUGGCGUCUAA
Acytostelium subglobosum LB1 is the source of this 687-nucleotide messenger RNA. RefSeq lists its product as hypothetical. The record is from RefSeq and is a predicted model, not a curated record. Gene Ontology annotation, cellular component: endoplasmic reticulum. The coding region runs from base 1 to 687 and encodes 228 amino acids. The transcript is spliced from 2 exons. Lineage: Eukaryota; Evosea; Eumycetozoa; Acytosteliales; Acytosteliaceae. Gene Ontology annotation, molecular function: iron ion binding; procollagen-proline 4-dioxygenase activity; L-ascorbic acid binding. Gene Ontology annotation, biological process: peptidyl-proline hydroxylation to 4-hydroxy-L-proline.